This is a messenger RNA of Anopheles stephensi (Asian malaria mosquito), 2432 nucleotides long. RefSeq names its product src substrate cortactin (gene Cortactin). Lineage: Eukaryota; Metazoa; Arthropoda; Insecta; Diptera; Culicidae. The transcript is spliced from 7 exons. Gene Ontology annotation, molecular function: actin filament binding. Gene Ontology annotation, cellular component: actin filament; plasma membrane; site of polarized growth. Gene Ontology annotation, biological process: regulation of actin filament polymerization. The coding region runs from base 322 to 1902 and encodes 526 amino acids. The record is from RefSeq and is a predicted model, not a curated record.
UCUGUUUUCUUUUCUUCUUCUAUCAAGCAGAAUUGUCAAGCUUUCCGGGUCGCGAGUAAUUUGCUGUGCUGUAAAAUACGCGUAGUUUUCUCUGUUUGUUUGUACGUCGUGGGGUUGGAAAAUGAGAAGCCUGUUGCCGAAAUAUUAAUUUCCCAGGGAAAAAAAACUCCUUAUCAGCGAGCACAUACUGUCAUCUUGCGCGAUUCCGUUGUCCCCGCGACUAACUCGCAAUCCGCACAUCACUGUGCGUAUUACCCCGCCCUGCGUCGGUGCAUUUGCAGAGUCAACUUUUUCGGAGCCAUUUGACCCACUCGCAUCGCAAUGUGGAAAUCAACGGCCGGUCGCGAUAUUGACACGAGCGCCGUCAACCAAGGAGCCGAGGAUGACGACUGGGAAACGGAUCCGGAUUUCGUAAACGAUGUCAGCGAGCAGGAGCAACGAUGGGGCUCGAAAACGAUCGAAGGCAGUGGCCGCAAUGCGGCCGCCAUCGACAUGCAACAGCUGCGCGAAGAAACGGAACGUGCCGAUGCGGAGAAGAAGCGCAAAGAUGGACCAAAAGCAUCGCACGGGUACGGGGGAAAGUUUGGAGUGGAAAAGGACCGAAUGGAUAAGUCUGCCGUCGGUCAUGAACACAUCGAGAAGGUGGAGAAGCACGCUUCGCAGAAAGACUACGUGUCCGGGUUCGGGGGCAAGUUCGGGGUGCAGAAGGAUCGGGUCGAUAAGUCGGCACUCGGGUGGGACCACGUGGAGAAAGUGGACAAGCACGAGUCGCAGAAAGAUUACAAGACGGGCUUCGGUGGCAAGUUUGGCGUGCAACAGGACCGUCAGGAUAAGUCGGCCGUCGGGUGGGAUCACAUGGAGGCACCACAGAAACACGAAAGCCAGAUCGAUCACAAAGUGGGCUUCGGAGGGAAAUUUGGCGUUCAGAGCGAUCGCAAGGAUAAGUCCGCUUUCGGCUGGGAUCAUGUGGAGAAACCACAGAUGCACGAAAGCCAGCUCGAUCACAAAAUUGGCUUCGGUGGAAAGUUUGGCGUGCAGAAUGAUCGAAUGGAUAAAUCGGCGGUCGGGUUCCAGGAGCAGGAUAAAAUCGGUACGAACUAUACGAAGGUAAAACCGGACAUCGGAUCCGCAAAGCCGUCCAAUUUGCGGGCCAAGUUUGAAAACUUUGCUGCCACCGCCGAGGAAGAGGCGCGGAAGCGAGCCGAAGAGCAAAAACGUUUGCGCGAGGAAAAGGAUCGCCGUGAUAGGGAAGAGGCCGCCAAACGGGUGAAUUAUUCUGCCGAAUCAACGGAACCGAAGAAACCGGAACGGAAGGGGCCCAUCAACACGGGCAGGGAAGCCGGUGUCAGCAGCGCUAUCAGCAAUUUUAACAAACCCCAAGAAAAUGCCUCACAGGAAAAAUCGAGAAAAGAUCCAAUUGUACUGCCCAAGGAAGAGGAACCGCGCAAGCUGGUGCAGCCGGACGUAAUUCCUGCUUCAGAGUCUACUUCGGUGCUAGCGGAAGAAGUGAAGCAGCCGGUAGUACCCGAACCAGAACAGGUACAGGAACCGGCACCAGUUGCUCGAACGUCGUACAGCGCCACUCCGGUUGCAGUGUCGGAAGUAGAGGAACCGGCUGCCAAAGCAUUUUCCACUGCCUCCGGACAGGCGGCGGAAGUCGAGCAGCAGCAGCAGCAGCAGCCGGUGCAGGAAGAAGUUGAAGAAUUCGUUCUCUCUCCGGACAAUCCGGGCAUUCAAGCGAUUGCGCUGUACGAUUAUCAAGCCGCAGCGGACGAUGAAAUAUCCUUCGAUCCGGACGAUAAGAUAACGCACAUCGAAAUGAUCGAUGAAGGUUGGUGGCGAGGAUGGUGCAACAACAAGUAUGGACUGUUUCCGGCAAAUUACGUACAGUUGCUGCAAUGAAUCGUGCUGAAAGUCGUCGGUCAGAUCAAGGCACUAUUUUGCAUUUACGCAGUUCCGUACACGCAUUGAUGGGACACAUUCUUAACAUUCUUUUUAACGAUUUGCUUUUUUUAUUGUCAUACUUUGUAGAACGUAUUUUCAUCAAAGUUGGGUGAAACUGCAUUCCUUUUACCUUUCUCUUCGAUCUUCGAUCACGUAUCACGUUCUUCCGUAGUACUGUAGUAUCAUUUUUGUUCAUUAACUCCCCGAAUAAUGGCAAAUUAAACUGUGUCCAGGGGAUGGGAAAAUGUAUUUUGCGAUGAGCCCCUAGAAUUGCGAUCGCUUGCACGAUGUGCUCGUAUUAGGUAGAAAAAGCCAACGAAGAUGGACAACCAGCGAAAAGUAGGUGGGGUUGGUACAAUAGACGCCGUCGACUAGCAAACUCGUUCGUGUUAGUUGUGCUGAAAAUUUUCGCAUUUGCAAUUGAUAUGUCGGAUCGUUUUAAGCGAAAAUAGUUGAACAAAAUAAAAUACAUUAACUCCAUCUGUGUA